AUGUUCGAACCAAGUUUUGGAGAUCAACAAAAUUACACCGAUAUUGAAGCUGUUAAAGUUCCAUUUGAUGUAGCACAAUGUGAUGGUGAUUCUCUUUAUCAAUAUCUACCAAAUAGGUUAAAUAGUCCUAAAGAUGAUGAAUUACAAUCUUCACCAAUGUCAAGUCAUGCAUUUCACAAAUAUAUACGUCAAUCUCAUCUUGAAACAAGCACGACUAAUAGUGUACGAAAAAUGGCUUUAAAUGAAGAUCGUUUAUUUACGACCACUUGGUAA
Rotaria sp. Silwood2 is the source of this 273-nucleotide messenger RNA. The record is from the annotation of a GenBank genome assembly. NCBI's taxonomy places the organism in Eukaryota, Metazoa, Rotifera, Eurotatoria, Philodinida, Philodinidae.